Mytilus trossulus (common blue mussel) is the source of this 2436-nucleotide messenger RNA. RefSeq names its product serine/arginine repetitive matrix protein 2-like. The record is from RefSeq and is a predicted model, not a curated record. NCBI's taxonomy places the organism in Eukaryota, Metazoa, Mollusca, Bivalvia, Mytilida, Mytilidae. Bases 238 to 879 code for a protein of 213 amino acids. The transcript is spliced from 2 exons.
CAGUUAUAACCUCCCUUUGAAAAUACCUUUGACCUUGUUUACAUUCUGACAAUUCAUUCCGAAAAUAUCAUCAUUUGAGACAUUGACAUUUGUCAUUUGACAGUUACAAUGAAGUGGUUUGGAGGUUAACGUAUCAAACACCUAGUGAUCUGAUUAAUAUCAAGUCGUUGCUUUAUCUAAAAGGAACAGAUUUUGUAAGACAGAGGAACAAAGAAAAUUAAGGGUGACUGUUGCAGAAUGUUCAGUGUUGGACGCAUUUUCAAAAGUUGUAGUGGCGGAUGUCAGUUGCUGUGGAGCGAUCCUAAUAAACAAGCAGGGGCAUAUGACGCCGUCAACAAAGACGACAGAGGAGAAGAGCUUGAUGAAUUAGACUUAGGGCUGCUGUCAGCUUCUGAUGCUGUGUUGUCACAGCCACAUGGGGGAAGGAGAUCCUCAUGGUCCCUUGACAUGGAAUCGCCCAUCGUCAGAAACCAUGCACCAAUAGUCAAAAAUUCAUCUAAAACCUCAUCACUAGAGAGGAAUCAAUCUUUCUCUGGACAGAAUUCCUCGUCUAUAAUCAAAUCGAGAACACCUCCUAGAGAUGCAUUUACGAUUUCAAACUCUCCUAUCGUCAAAAAUAAAACACCGCCAAAAAAAUCAAUGGAUAAAAGUUCUACUGUCAACAAAACAAUAACUCCUCCUAGAAAUGCCUUUGAAAAGUCGACGCCUUCUGUUGAAGUGACUGGAAAUGACAAAACAGACAAAUUGGUGAGCGCAUCUACUCCAGACUUAAGUUCAAAGUCCACGGAAUAUGGACCAAAAAUUCACUCAUCAAAAUCAUCAAAGAAGGUCAAAAAAUCAAAUUCUGAGCUUGCACUGCAGGUUGUUUCCGUUGUGUAAAUUAAUAAUCAAGACUUUUUUGUAUUGUUUUUAUAGUGUCGGAACUUUAUAAAGAUUUUUAAUGAGAUUAGAAAAGUGCCAAAUUCAGGAAAGGUUUCUAUACUUGCACACUUUGAAAGGUGCUAAGAUUUGACAUGUUAUUAUAACAAGCAUGCACAGGUUUGCAAUUUUGCAUCAGUAUUUUGAUGUUGUCCACGUAACUUACUACUCCUACAUACCAUAACAUGUUUAAGGUUUGUUAACUAAUGUGCCUUUUUGUCAUUCACUUUGGAAUAUUCAAUUCCAAAAUCUGAAAGAUCUCGCUCGUAUAGCUCACAAUCAUUGUUAUACAUUAAUUAUAAAUUACUUAAUCUUUGUAGUAACAACAUUUAUGAAUAUUAUAAACAUAUUUUCAGAUUUAUGCACUAAAACUCAGAUGUUUCAUAAUUAUCCCAAAAAGGAUGUCGUUUGUGGAGCCAUCGAUUGUAUGUCAACACAGUUAAAACAGUUUAAAUCAAUAAUGUUUUUAGUCAUUUUAGCUGUCUCAUGCGCUAAAUAAAGGUUGGUCAAUGGAUUUUAUAGGGACAGAUAAAUCAAGUGCUUUAUGGGAUUUUUAUAUUUGCUAAAAGUAGGUAAGCGGAUAAAUUGCUUCGUUUGUUUAUCUUUUGAAAAGUUCAACGAUUUGUAGCAAGUUGUACUACACAGAUGAUAUAAUUAAGUCCCUCCCUUACUGUAUACAGUUGAGUAUCGAGGCCUUGGCUUUCAAGGUUUUUUGUUGAUUUGCCCAACAUGCAGGUAGAUCACCUAACAUCUACUCGAAAAAAAAAAUUAUAAUUUUUAUUUAUUUAUCUGUAUAAAUGGAUUUACACAAAAAGGUCUUGUUUAGAACGGUUUUACCUUUUUUGGCGGAAAUAUGUUUUUUUUAUUCACAGUAAAAUUUAUGAUAAUUUUAUUUAUUUAUUAGCUACAUUCCCUCUAAAGAUUUUAAAAUAGCUGGAUAUGAUAAUGUAAGGAAGAUAAAGUAAAGAAGUUCGAUCUUGUAAGUAAAAAAACAGAACAGCUUACAGAAGUAACAGGCCAUCUUAUAAGUAAGAAACAGAACAGCUUAAGGAAGUAACAGGCCAUCUUAUAAGUAAGAAACAGAACAGCUUAAGGAAGUAACAGGCCAUCUUAUAAGUAAGAAUCAUGACAGCGACGAUCAUUUGUUAUAAAACGUUCAUUUGAGUAUAACGAUACCAGUAGAUUUUAUUGGUAGCAUUAUAAUUUACAUACAUAGGUAAUUCAGUUUAAUUGAAUAGUGACUGAAUAAAAAAUGUUUACGUCAUUAUAUUUCAUUCCUGAUAAUCAAUCAAUAUACACAGACCAUAAUGAUUUUAAUAUUUUGUAUGAAUAAUGUAAAUAGUUUUAAAUUAAUUUUUGUGUAUCAGUUUAGUAUUCAUUUCCAAUUAAGGUAUUUUAUACAAUUGUAAUGCGUAUAUACCAUACAAGUCUUUCAUGAUUAUAACUAAGAUUCCAUUUUUUUUUACAUGGAGUCUAUGUGAGCAACAUUGUGACGUAUUAAACAGUGCUUAAUAAAAA